Messenger RNA from Serinus canaria (Common canary), 4157 nucleotides. RefSeq names its product poly(ADP-ribose) polymerase family member 6 (gene PARP6). NCBI's taxonomy places the organism in Eukaryota, Metazoa, Chordata, Aves, Passeriformes, Fringillidae. The record is from RefSeq and is a predicted model, not a curated record. Gene Ontology annotation, molecular function: NAD+ poly-ADP-ribosyltransferase activity; kinase binding; protein serine/threonine kinase activator activity. The transcript has 21 exons. The coding region runs from base 600 to 2504 and encodes 634 amino acids. Gene Ontology annotation, cellular component: endoplasmic reticulum tubular network; membrane; intracellular anatomical structure. Gene Ontology annotation, biological process: endoplasmic reticulum unfolded protein response.
AGCGGCCCUCGGUGUCCCCCCGUGUCCCGGGGUCCCCCGGCUCGGGGCGGGGAUGGGGCUGGAGCAGGAGGAGGGACCCCCGCGUCGCCAUCGGCCGGGCAUCCCCCAGCAGCUCCGUGCGCAGUGCCUGCCCUGGUCCUCCAUCCUGGUUCUCCAUCCCGCUGUUCCCAUCCUGGUCCUCCAUGCCGCUGUUCCCAUCCUGCAUCCCAAUCCUGCUGCCCCGUCCUGUUCCUCCACAUUGGUCCUCCAUCCCUCUGUUCCUAUCUUGCUCCCCCAUCCUGUUCUCAUCCUGUUCCCCCAUUUCAGUGUCCCCAUCCUGCUGUCUCCAUCUUGCUCCCCUCUAAUCUGCUCCCCCCAUCCUCCCUCUCCCAACCUUCUCUUCCAUCCCACUGCCCCCUAAAUUAUUCCUCCCAUCCUACUUCCCCCAUCCCACUGCCCACAUCCUGCAUCCCAUCCUGCUGCCCCCAAACACUCCCCCCAACCCCUGUCAUUCUCCCUAUCCUACUGCUUCCCCAAAUCAUUCCCUCAAUCCACUGCCCCCAGCCCUCUCCCCAGAACCAGCUCCCCCGGUUUGCUCCCCCCUAAUUCCCUCCCUGUUAAUGUGCUCCCCCAAUCCACUCCCCAACCCUCUCCCCCAUCCCUGCUGUCUCCCACCCCUCCAUCCCCAGGACCUCAAGGGCCAGUACUGGACGGACGAUGACUCCGACGGGGACAAUGAGUCCGAGGAGUUCCUCUAUGGCGUGCAGGGGACCUGCGCCGCCGACCUGUACCGGCACCCGCAGCUGGACGCCGACAUCGAGGCCGUGAAGGAGAUCUACAGCGAGAAUGCCGUGGCCGUCAGGGAGUACGGGACCAUCGAUGACGUGGACAUUGACCUCCAUGUGAACAUCAGCUUCCUCGAUGAGGAGGUGGCAACGGCCUGGAAGGUGCUGCGGACGGAGCCCAUCGUCCUCCGCCUGCGCUUCUCCCUCUCGCAGUACCUCGAUGGCCCCGAACCGUCCAUCGAGGUUUUCCAGCCAUCCAACAAGGAGGGCUUUGGGCUGGGUCUGCAGCUGAAAAAGAUCCUGGGCAUGUUUACAUCCCAGCAAUGGAAACAUCUCAGCAACGAUUUCCUGAAGACUCAGCAGGAGAAGCGGCACAGCUGGUUCAAGACAAGCGGCACCAUCAAGAAGUUCCGUGCUGGGCUCAGCAUCUUCUCACCCAUCCCUAAGUCUCCCAGCUUCCCUGUUAUCCAAGAUUCAGUGCUGAAGGGCAAACUGGGCAUCCCUGAGCCUCGCGUGAACCGCCUGAUGAAUCGCUCCGUGUCCUGCAUGGUGAAGAAUCCCAAGGUGGAAGUUUUCGGCUACCCACCCGCCAGCACCCAGGUCGGCGGCCACUGCAAGAACAUCCCCACGCUGGAGUACGGCUUCCUCGUGCAGAUCAUGAAGUACGCGGAGCAGCGGAUCCCGACGCUCAAUGAGUACUGCGUGGUGUGUGAUGAGCAGCACGUCUUCCAGAACGGCUCCAUGCUGAAGCCAGCUGUGUGCACCCGGGAGCUCUGCGUCUUCUCCUUCUACACCCUGGGCGUCAUGUCCGGCGCGGCUGAGGAGGUGGCCACGGGUGCCGAGGUGGUGGACCUGCUGGUGGCCAUGUGCCGUGCUGCCCUCGAGUCCCCUCGCAAGAGCAUCAUCUUUGAGCCUUACCCCUCCGUGGUGGACCCCAAUGACCCCAAAACUCUGGCCUUCAAUCCCAAGAAGAAGAACUACGAGCGGCUCCAGAAGGCCCUGGACAGUGUGAUGUCCAUCCGGGAGAUGACCCAGGGGUCCUACCUGGAGAUCAAGAAGCAGAUGGACAAGCUGGACCCCCUGGCACAUCCCCUCCUGCAGUGGAUAAUCUCCAGCAACAGAUCCCACAUUGUCAAGCUGCCUCUCAGCAGGCAGCUGAAGUUCAUGCACACCUCCCACCAGUUCCUCCUGCUCAGCAGCCCCCCGGCCAAGGAAGCCCGGUUCCGCACGGCCAAGAAACUCUACGGCAGCACCUUCGCUUUCCAUGGCUCUCACAUUGAGAACUGGCAUUCCAUCCUCCGCAACGGGCUGGUCAACGCCUCCUACACCAAACUGCAGCUGCAUGGAGCAGCCUAUGGCAAGGGCAUCUAUCUGAGCCCCAUCUCCAGUAUUUCCUUUGGAUACUCAGGAAUGGGGAAAGGGCAGCACCGGAUGCCAUCGAAGGAUGAGCUGGUGCAGCGGUACAACCGGAUGAACACGAUCCCCCAGACCCGCUCCAUCCAAUCCCGCUUCCUCCAGAGCCGCAACCUGAACUGCAUCGCGCUUUGCGAAGUGAUCACCUCCAAGGACCUGCAGAAACACGGCAACAUCUGGGUCUGCCCUGUCUCGGACCACGUCUGCACACGCUUCUUCUUUGUGUACGAAGAUGGCCAAGUGGGAGAUGCCAAUAUCAAUACUCAGGACCCCAAAAUCCAGAAGGAGAUCAUGCGUGUGAUCGGGACUCAGGUGUACACAAACUGAGUGGUGGCUGUGGGACCCUGGGACCCCCCCGGGCACCGAGCGAGCCCCCGGGCAAGGCUGGGCAGGGGCCGAGCAGGUUUUGAGCCCCCCGGGCAGGGCAGAGCCAGGGCAACACCGGCGGCUCCACCUGUACAUAGGCGUUGGGCACCCUGUGAGCACCAGGCAGGUUCAGCAGUCCCUUAUCCCCUCCCUGUCCCCUUCCCACUGUCCCCAACUCUGUGGCAGCCUGGAGAAGGAGCCGUGGGUCCAGCGUGGCUGGGGACGGCCCCUCCUGGCGUUGGCAGCGACGGCGUUUUUAUCAAUGAUGAGAAACUGAAGGAAAAAAAAAAAAAACAAACAAACAACCAAAACAAACCCAAAAACAUAGGAAAAAAAAAAAGAGAAAAGGAAUCAGUGUUUGUGGAUUUAACUUGGAAUUAAAGUGUGGGGUUUAAAAUGGGAAGGGGAUGCUGGGAAGAGAUGGGGUACAGGGAAGGAGUGGGAUUUAAGGGAGGGGGUGAGAGUGUGGGGGAGGAAUAGGGGCAUAGGGAAGGGAUUGGAACCUGGGGAGGGAUGGGGGGCACAGGUAAGGGAUGGGCUCAUGAGAAAAAUAUAGGAUUGUGGAGAAGAGGUGGGAAACAAGGGAAUGGUAUCUUGGGGAAGGAAUGGGAUUGAGAGGAAGGGUGAUCAGGCAGAAAGGAAAGGAAUCCCUUCAUAGGGAAGGGAUAGGAUCGAGGGGAAGGGAUGGAAUGGUGAGGAAGUGCCAUAGAGAAUUGAUGCAGCUUUGGGAUACUCCCCCAUCACACCAUGGCAAAAGGAUGUUGCUGUGGAGGUGGAACACGAUGGGAGAAGGAAUUGUGCCUCAGGAUGGGAACAUGGAACCCCAUGGAGCAGCCCCCCAGGCACCAGUGCUGCAGCAGAGAUUCAAAUGGGAAGGAACCUCCCAGGGACAGUAUUUUGUUUCAGCCCAAGCCCAUCCCAGUAACUCCAUGGACGCUGAAGCAGUGCCAGCACAGCUGCAUCCUGCUACACCCAAACCUGGAUGGAAACCUAGCAGAGAUAGCCCAGAGGCUGCCAGGGCUCAGGGUGGGCAGAGGGGGCUGGGCACUGCUGGUCCCCACAGUCCAGGGGCUCUCCAGGUCAGUCACAGCAGCACAAGGCCACGAUUUCAGCCAGGAUUUAUGACGGAAUUUAAGAACUGAUGUAAGAAUUAUCCUGGUUUCAGCACAGCCACCCACUGAGUCCCUGACAGGUUCAUUACACCACUGGGUGCACUCAGUGUCAUUUCUGGCAUGUCCAUGUCCUCUGUCCACCCUGAAUCCCAACAUCUGUCUAUCCCCACUCGUCCCACACGGGCUGCUCCAUGUAUCCAAGGGCCAACCAAACCUGGGCUCGUGGCCAUUCCCUCGCCCCUGGCCCUGCCACCUACCCCUUGGUAGGGGGGGGGGUUUGCUUAAAUUUGUGGGGUUUGGGGUUUUUUCCUCUCCUCCAAUAAAAAAUAAGUCGCUUUCCUGGGAUCAUGGCAGUCACUCAGCUGUACCAACAAGUGCAAGGGACAUCCCAUGGGACAUGGCCACACCUCUCUGAAGCUCCUUUCUCUGUGCCUUGGAAAGAUCUGUGAAACCACAGGGCUGUAUCCUGUCCUGAUUUCCUCUGCAGCCAGGGUGAAUUCCU